Messenger RNA from Gaeumannomyces tritici R3-111a-1, 3367 nucleotides. RefSeq names its product magnesium transporter ALR2. The record is from RefSeq and is a predicted model, not a curated record. Lineage: Eukaryota; Fungi; Ascomycota; Sordariomycetes; Magnaporthales; Magnaporthaceae. The coding region runs from base 1090 to 2946 and encodes 618 amino acids. Gene Ontology annotation, molecular function: magnesium ion transmembrane transporter activity. Gene Ontology annotation, biological process: magnesium ion transmembrane transport; intracellular magnesium ion homeostasis. The transcript is spliced from 2 exons. Gene Ontology annotation, cellular component: plasma membrane.
UGCCGCACCACGCGCAUCUCACGUUGCUCUUAUAAAGGAGUGAUUCGUCCCACCUCAGCCAAACCCUUCCACCCACGGCCCCUGAUGCAAUCAACAAAAUUCCACUCUUGAACAAGGCCCCUUUCUCAUCCGUCCUCGAGCGCCAUUUCCUGACCUUGCACCAUAUUUCAGACUCCAGUCUCUGUUGUCGCCAAGCCGUUUUGUGCUUUGCCUGCGGGUUUCCCAACGGUUGCAUCUGCACGCAAAGACGAGUGGAGAUAACUACUGUCGCAAUUGCGCGGAGCCCUUAUCGUCGGAUUUUUCCCUCGUGUUUUGUUUCCUUGUUCUGUCUCUUCAGCCUCCGCCAAGCCAGCCGCCUAAGAACCUACUUCCCCUUACCUUCGUCCCAACCUACUUCGACCGGCCAAUUCUUGAGCAGAUCCCAUCUGCUGACCAGCGCUCCCGCCGCCCACUCCCUUUGAGGCCCGUCGCCCUCCCCUACCCUCGAUACCGGCAAUCACAUCGAGCCUAGGCCGUCAACCAUUGGCUCGGUGCGCCGUGUGCCCCCUAGACCGGGUCCUCAGCACGAUCCAAGCUCGUCUCGAUACAGUCGUCAAGUUGGCGGUCACUACUGCGCCUCGGCCUUCUCUCUCCACUUCACUCCUUAGCCCCAAGUUCUGGGCCUACAGCGGAGUGAACCGGAAGCCUCCCUAACUGGAAGCAGGCCAGACGAUCCCACGCCACUCCUCUCAAUCUCGAUCACUUGGCAGCCGCGCCUUGCCCGAGCCGUUGCGCCUCGCCAACGUCUCCGAAGUCUGAGGCACCAUCACGCUGGCUUCACGCUCCGAUACCCUCCGCUGCGGACGGCAUCUCGCCGCCCGCUGCCGUCCGCUCAUGGUUGUCCCCUAAGCAGUCACAGCGUCCAGUAUGCGAAGCGCAGCGUAGAACCGGUUGUAAGACCAGCUCCCCCCUUCGACAGCUUCCGAUCCAGCCCCAAGGCCAAGACACCGGGCUCUACGAUCCCAGCGACUAGAUCCGAUUUGGUCCUAUAUAUCCGGCCGACGAUUAGCCCAGCCAGCCACAGAGAGGCGCAUUUGCGACAGAGCCAAGAUGUCCGACCACGAAGACACCACGCUCAACUCGGGCUAUUCUACCCCAGUGCCAGAGCUCGACGACCAUCGCCACCAGAGCGCCACGACUCAUCGCUCUGAUCGCCCGCGCCGAGGCACCUUUGACUCGCUGUACGGAGCGCGCAACCUCGAGCUCGACACUAGCCAAGCCACCACCACAAUCUCUCCUGUCAUCCGAGUUCGUGACUUUGAGGAGGCUGUUGUUGAUGAAGAUGGGGCUGAUGUUUCGCCCACGGCGCACCGAACGCGGCGCCCGACCGUGACGUCGGAUAGGUCCGUGUCCCCUCCCAACUCAGUCAAGGCAUUUGCCGAGGCUCGCAGGCGGGAGAGGGGCAUGUCCAUCUCCGAGUCUCGUCAAGCAGAGAGGAGGGAUGAAAACGAGCUCCUCCGCACCGUUUCUUCCGCCAGUCGUCAAAGCCUCCGAAGCCGCCCCCACACGGCCGCUGAGGCGGAUGAGACAGCGAGCUUGAAGACAACCAAGUCUGCGGAGGAGGAUGUUUGCUUUCCUGUGCAGGACGAUCACGCCGGAGACCGACUGCAUAUCGACUUUGAUUUCCUCGAGAGCUUCAUCGCCGCCGAGGACGAAGCCCAAGCCCAAGCCGCGGCCGAGCUUCGUCCUUCUCUCAAAAUCUUCACUGAUCUGCGUCCCUCUUCUGUCGUCGCCGCCUCACCAAUGGUGACUUCUGGUGGGGAUUUCGUCGGCAUUCCGACCUCGACCGACGAGAAGGAGGAGGUGACCGAGGAUGUCAAGGAGCCCGUCAAGCCCGCGGCACCCGCCAACCGCUUCAACUUUUUCUCCUCGGCAUGGGAGUCGACAAUCCACGCCCCGUACUUUGGGGACCUUGUGCUCCCUGGCGAGGACAUCCGUGGCCUCUUUACGUUCCCCAAGGGCGAGACGGACGGUGUUUGGUGGCUCAACGUCAGCAACCCCACGGACGAGGAGGUGCGCGGGAUCUGCAGGGCGUUCGGCAUCCACCCCCUCACGGUCGAAGACAUCACGACACAAGAAACACGAGAGAAGAUCGAGCUGUUUCCGUCUUACUACUUUGCUUGCUUCCGCUCCUUCAAUGUGGUACAGGAUGAGCACGGAGACACCGAGUUCGAGCCCUUCUACAUCUAUGUCAUCGUCUUCCGUGAGGGCACUCUGAGCUUCAGCUCCCAGACCAACUCUCAUGCCUCUCGCGUGAGCAGGCGCAUCUCUGCGCUCAAGGACUACGUCGCCCUGAGUAGCGACUGGAUUUGCUAUGCCUUGAUCGACGACAUUGUUGACUGUUUCGCUCCCAUAAUCCGGAGGCUGGAGCACGAUACCGAGUUGAUCGAGGACGAGGUCUUCAUCGCCCGCACCGAUGACAUGCAAAUAUUCCUUCGGAAGAUUGGCAUCAUUCGGAAAAACACAAUGGCCUUGAUGAGAUUACUGGGGGGCAAGGCCGAUGUCCUGAAGGGCUUCACCAAGCGCUGCAACGAAAACUACAAGGUGACGCCGCGCAUGGACAUUGGUCUUUACCUCGGAGACAUCCAGGAUCACGUCGUGACCAUGAUGACGAACCUGGGCCAUUUCGAAAAGAUGCUUUCGCGAUCUCACAGCAACUAUCUGGCCCAGCUCUCCAUCGACAGCAUCACACAGGGCACAAGGACCAACAACACCCUCACCAAGAUCACGUUCCUGGCCUCCAUCAUUGUUCCGCUCAACGUGGUUACCGGCCUUUUCGGCAUGAACGUCCACGUUCCUUUCCAAGAGCUGUCCGAGUCCCUUACCCCCUUCUUCUGCAUUCUUGGCGGCCUUUUGUUCUUUAGUGCUACCUGCCUGUUCACAGCGCGUCGUCUUCGAUAUAUCUGAGAGCAGGGGAGCGGUGGAAUUCAUCAUGUUGCAGGCAUUUAUAGAUGUGUUUUUCUUUGCUCCGAAUAUCCCCUCGUUCUCGUUUCUUUUUGACAUCCACGCUUGUUUACGCUACAUCUCAUUUUGUUUUCCCUUUUUCCAAUUACACAUGGUGUCUGUCUGGUGGUUUCCUUGCAUUUGCCUAGCCACUUGCGUUUUGCUGUGUAUCUUCCCCUUGACUUGGCAUGGUACGUCGGACAUGCCUUAUGUACUUACGCUACUAAAGCCUCGGGUCUGCUUUUGUCUCUCACACAUAGUAAUCCGAUUCUCCUCAUGCUAGCACAGGCCCGGGCGGUAACAAGCGAUGAGCCUCUCUUUAACUGACGCAGCAGAUGAUCUGAUUAUUGAUGAAUAAGUAAUCCUGAGCGUGGUGUCAUGCCCG